Messenger RNA from Sorex araneus (European shrew), 2455 nucleotides. It is a transcript of the gene BMP2, whose product is annotated as bone morphogenetic protein 2. Gene Ontology annotation, cellular component: extracellular region. Gene Ontology annotation, molecular function: cytokine activity; BMP receptor binding; growth factor activity. NCBI's taxonomy places the organism in Eukaryota, Metazoa, Chordata, Mammalia, Eulipotyphla, Soricidae. Gene Ontology annotation, biological process: SMAD protein signal transduction; BMP signaling pathway; negative regulation of transcription by RNA polymerase II. The record is from RefSeq and is a predicted model, not a curated record. Bases 24 to 1274 code for a protein of 416 amino acids. The transcript has 3 exons.
GCCAGUCCAGUCCGGCCGCGGUGAUGCCUCCUGGUCCUCCGCGCGCCCUGCUCGCUCUGUCCCAGGUGGGGCGUCCCAGGUCGACCAUGGUGGCCGGGACCCGCUGUCUUCUAGCGUUGCUGCUUCCCCAGGUCCUCCUGGGCGGCGCGGCCGGCCUCAUCCCGGAGCUCGGCCGGAGGAAGUUCGCCGCAUCGACGGGCCGCUCCUCGUCCCAGCCCUCGGACGACGUCCUGAGCGAGUUCGAACUGCGGCUGCUCAGCAUGUUUGGCCUGAAGCAGAGACCCACCCCCAGCAGGGACGCCGUGGUGCCCCCGUACAUGCUGGACCUGUACCGCCGGCACUCGGGCCAGCCCGGCGCGCCCGCGCCCGACGGCCGGCUGGAGAGGGCCGCCAGCCUCGCCAACACCGUGCGCAGCUUCCACCACGAAGAAUCUUUGGAGGAACUACCAGAAGCAAGUGGAACGACCACCCGGCGAUUCUUCUUUAAUUUAACUUCUAUCCCCACUGAGGAAUUUAUCACUUCAGCUGAACUUCAGGUUUUUCGGGAGCAGAUGCAGGAAACGUUGGAGAACAAUAGCAGUUUCCAUCACCGAAUUAAUAUUUAUGAAAUUAUAAAACCUGCCACAGCCAACGGGAAGUUCCCCAUGACCAGACUCUUGGACACCAGACUGGUGAAGCAGAACGCGAGCCGCUGGGAGAGUUUUGAUGUCACCCCCGCGGUGAUGCGGUGGACAGCACAGGGACAGGCCAACCACGGGUUUGUGGUGGAGGUGGCCCACUUGGGGGAGGACCAAAGUGUCUCCAAGAGACACGUUAGGAUUAGCAGGUCUUUGCACCAAGAUGAACACAGCUGGUCCCAGAUCAGGCCACUGCUAGUAACUUUUGGCCACGAUGGCAAAGGACAUCCUCUCCACAAGAGAGAAAAGCGCCAAGCAAAACACAAACCGCGCAAACGCCUCAAGUCCAGCUGUAAGAGACACCCUUUGUAUGUGGACUUCAGCGAUGUGGGGUGGAAUGACUGGAUCGUAGCGCCCCCCGGGUACCAUGCCUUUUACUGCCAUGGGGAAUGCCCGUUCCCCUUGGCCGAUCACCUGAACUCCACUAAUCACGCCAUUGUUCAGACGUUGGUCAAUUCCGUGAACUCUAAGAUUCCCAAGGCGUGCUGUGUCCCCACAGAGCUCAGCGCCAUCUCCAUGCUGUACCUUGACGAAAAUGAAAAGGUUGUAUUAAAGAACUAUCAGGACAUGGUUGUGGAGGGUUGUGGGUGUCGUUAGCACAGCAGAUAUAUAUGUGUAUAUAUGUAUGUGCAUAUAUAUAUAUAUAUACACACACACAUAUAUAUAUUUUAGAAAAAAACAAGUUGACACUUUAAUAUUUCCCAAUGAAGACUUUAUUUAUGGAAUGGAAUGGAGAAAAAAAUAACACAGCUAUUUUGAAAAUAUAUUUAUAUCUACACAAAGAAGUUGGGAAAACAAAUAUUUUAAUCAGAGAAAUUAUUCCUUAAAGAUUUUAAAAUGUAUUUAGUUGUACAUUUUAUAUGGGUUCAACCCCAGCACAUGAAGUAUAAUGGUCAGAUUUAUUUUGUAUUUAUUUACUAUUAUAACCACUUUUUAGGACAAAUAGCUAAUUUGUAUUUAUAUGUAAUCAAAAGAAGUAUUGGGUUUGUACAUAAUUUUCCAAAAAAUUGUAGUGUUUUCAUUUGUGUGUAUUUAAGAUGAGAAGUCGACAUGGAAGGUUACUUUGGCAAAGUGCUUAGCACAUUUGCUUUUUUGCAGUGCUACUGUUAAAGGUCACAAGUUCAAGUCCAGAAGAAAAAAAAGGUGGAUAAUCCACUCUGCUGACUUUCAAGAUUAUUAUAUUAUUCAAUUCUCAGGAAUGUGGCAGAGUGGUUGUCCAAUCCAUGAGAACUUACAUCCUUAUUAGGCGGAAUAUUUGGAUAAGAACCAGACAUUGCUGAUCUAAUAGAGAAACCCUCUCCCCACCCCUUAUUUUGCAGAAAGAAUAGAGCAGGACCAAUAGAAAUAAUUAGAAAAUUGAUGAACCUGCAGGCAAAUGAAUGAUCGUUGUUCUUUCCUAAACUAGCGAUCCCUUCAAAGGGACUGGUCUGGCCAAAGUAUUAAAUAAAAUAUAACAUUUCUUCAUAAUGGAUAUUGUGGUCAUGUAUGUGGAUCUCUAUUGGCCCUCAUGAAGACUUGGAAAUUGAUUUGUAUUUUACUUUUACCUCAACUGGGAGCUCUUUUUGCUCGAAGAACCUAUUUUUCUAACUUGACCAACACACAGCAAAAUUCUGCCCAUCAUUGUUUACUGCAUAGCCUGUUCUCUGAUCAGCUUUUCUUUCCAGGAUUAUGUGUUUAAACACAUUUUCUCCAAAUGUUAAACCUAUUUCAGAUAAUAAAUAUCAAAACUCUGACAUUUCAUUUUAUAAAGUCUAACCUGUAUGAGAAAAUGUUGCACA